Messenger RNA from Scomber scombrus (Atlantic mackerel), 2270 nucleotides. RefSeq names its product GTP binding elongation factor GUF1 (gene guf1). The transcript is spliced from 17 exons. NCBI's taxonomy places the organism in Eukaryota, Metazoa, Chordata, Actinopteri, Scombriformes, Scombridae. Gene Ontology annotation, cellular component: mitochondrion. Gene Ontology annotation, biological process: positive regulation of translation. The record is from RefSeq and is a predicted model, not a curated record. Bases 148 to 2175 code for a protein of 675 amino acids. Gene Ontology annotation, molecular function: mitochondrial ribosome binding; GTPase activity; GTP binding.
CCCAAAAUGUCUGCACCCUACAAACUCAUGGACAGGAGAUUGUUAUUGUGAUUUUUUUAUCCUGACAGUCCACCAAUGUGACAAUGACCUGCACUUUAUUAACGAUUCAUCCUCUUCUCAUCAUGCUGUGAGCUUACCUGUGAAAACAUGUGGUUUUCUUUAGUCAGCCGGGGCUGUGAAAUGCCCGUGUUAAGACAUGUUUUGCAGGUCAAAAUGUACAGAAGGAAAAUGCCAAGCUAUAACAUGAGUUACUCAGUGUUGAGACACCGCUGGAUGAAAAGGCUUCCUGCUCUGUCCUGCAGCUUCAACAUGAUGAGCACACAAACAGACAAGGACAUCGUCGACCUGUCCAAGUUCCCCGUGGACAGAAUCAGGAAUUUUUGCAUCAUUGCUCACAUUGAUCAUGGAAAAAGCACUUUGGCUGACAGGCUGCUGGAGAUAACAGGCGCCAUAGCAAAGACAGAGAAGAACAAACAGGUGCUGGACAAACUCCAGGUGGAACGAGAGAGAGGGAUAACAGUGAAAGCCCAGACAGCUUCGUUGUUUUACAACCACGACGGCCAGCAGUACCUCCUGAACCUCAUCGACACACCGGGUCAUGUUGACUUCAGUUACGAAGUGUCUCGAUCGAUCUCUGCGUGCCAGGGUGUGCUGCUGAUCGUCGACGCCAACCAGGGGAUUCAGGCACAGACGGUGGCUAAUUUCUACCUGGCCUUUGAAGCUCAGCUGGCAAUCAUCCCCGUCAUCAACAAGAUCGAUUUGAAAAACGCUGAUCCGGAGAGAGUGGAGGCACAGGUUGAAAGGGUGUUUGAUAUUCCAGGGGAUGAGUGCAUCAGGAUUUCAGCUAAACUUGGAACGAAUGUUGAAAAUGUUCUCCGAGCAGUUGUGGAAAGAAUUCCACCGCCUGCAGCAAGCUUAGAUGAUCCUUUCAGAGCCCUGGUGUUUGACUCCAACUUCGACCACUACAGAGGGGUGGUGGCCAACAUCGCUGUGUUCGGAGGUCAGGUCAAAAAAGGCGACAAAAUCGUGUCAGCGUAUCUCGGCAAAACCUACGAGGUCAACGAGCUGGGGCUUCUGCGGCCAGAUGAGCACCCGACACAGAAACUGUUUGCUGGCCAGGUGGGCUACAUCAUAGCCGGCAUGAAGGACGUGAAGGAGGCCCAGAUCGGUGACACGCUCCACCUCCUGGAUCAGCCGGUGGAGGCUCUUCCAGGGUUUAAGCCGGCCAAACCCAUGGUCUUUGCUGGCAUGUAUCCGAUGGACCAGUCAGAGUACCAAGGCCUUCGCAGCGCCAUUGAGAGGCUGACCCUGAAUGACUCAAGUGUCACAGUGCAGAGAGACAGCAGUCUGGCCCUGGGAGCAGGCUGGAGACUUGGCUUCCUGGGACUUCUUCAUAUGGAGGUGUUCAAUCAGAGGCUGGAGCAGGAAUACAAUGCUUCUGUUAUUGUUACAGCUCCCACCGUGCCCUACAAGGCUAUCCUGUCUUCAGCCAAACUCAUCAAGGAGCACGGCAGCGAAGAGAUAACCAUCGUGAACCCGGCUCACUUCCCUGACGGAUCGGUCGUGUCAGAGUAUUUGGAGCCCAUGGUGCUGGGGACCAUUCUCGCCCCGGAGGCUUACACCGGCAAGAUUAUGACUCUCUGCCUGAAUCGCAGAGCCACCCAGAAGUCCAUGGUGUACAUAGACGACCAGCGUGUCAUGAUGAAGUAUCUCUUCCCUUUAAAUGAAAUUGUUGUGGAUUUCUACGACCUCCUCAAAUCGCUGUCUUCUGGAUACGCCAGUUUUGAUUAUGAGAAUGCGGGCUACCAGACUGCUGAUCUGAUAAAGAUGGAUUUUCUCCUGAAUGGACGUUCUGUGGAAGAGCUCACCACUAUUGUACACAAGAAAGGCGCAUACAGUACAGGUAAAGCCAUGUGUGAGCGACUCAAAGACUCCAUACCGAGGCAGAUGUUUGAGAUUGCCGUGCAGGCUGCUAUUGGGAGUAAAGUCAUCGCAAGAGAGACAAUAAAGGCGUACAGAAAGAAUGUUCUCGCAAAAUGUUACGGAGGUGACGUAACACGGAAGAUGAAACUACUGAAGAAACAGGCAGAGGGCAAGAAGAAGAUGAGGCGUAUCGGCAACGUGGACGUCCCCAAAGACGCCUUCAUUAAUGUUCUGAAGAGGAAAGACAAAUAAAUGCAAUACUGUCAGUAUAUUAUUAGGAAAUAUUAUUAUUGUAUUCAACAGUUCUUUGUUACUGGAAGACUGAAUAAAGAGGUCAGUUGUGCUGA